This is a messenger RNA of Penaeus monodon (black tiger shrimp), 796 nucleotides long. RefSeq lists its product as uncharacterized. NCBI's taxonomy places the organism in Eukaryota, Metazoa, Arthropoda, Malacostraca, Decapoda, Penaeidae. The record is from RefSeq and is a predicted model, not a curated record. The transcript is spliced from 4 exons. The coding region runs from base 1 to 417 and encodes 138 amino acids.
AUGAUAAACGAUGUACGUAAGUAUUGUGGUGAUGAAAGUGGUGACGAUGGUGACGAUGGUGAUGACGAUGGUGAUGGUUGUGGUGGGGAAGACGACAGUGGCAAAAACGGUGGUGUUAUGAGGAAGUUGAUGGUGUCAACCAAUCUGCCAAUUAGUAUUCCUGUUAAUGUUACAGGAAUAAAAGAAAAAGGACACUGCCAUCUUGUAGAGCCUAAAAAGAGUAGGAAGCAAAAACAGCAUGACUUGUAUGUAAAGACCGACGCUGGCAGAGGUGCCGGUUUUCUCAUUGCUACCAAACCAGGACUUGUCAAACCGAGGCCAGACUUUGACAAGAUGAAAUCGCCUGGAUCCAACUUUCUAAAUGUAAAUUGCCAGACUUACGAGAAGCAAAUUCACUACCGAGAGUAUGCUGGAUGAGAACAUGGUUUCAUUAAUAUGGCUGAGUGUAUGAUAGUCUAUACAGUGAGCCUUAGUAAUGGGUAUACAAGUAUACCCAUUAUACACUUGUAUAAGGUGCCUUCUAGUUGGGAAGAUCUUUUUUCCUGUGAUGGUGGUACAUGCAGUGAGAUUGAAUUUGGUUCCAUGCUUGCCGGUGUAUAAAGUGCUAGGAGUCGGCCUUCACUUGCGCAUACCACAAGAUGGAUCAUUUAGUGCAUUUAAUGUGGAAGUUCAGGGUAACUCAGUGUUAGUUUGUGAGGAGUAACUCAAACAUAAUAACUAAUACAGCACAAAUAAGCUUGUGUGGGCCCCAAAGAGAAAAAAAUUAAAUAGGUAAUUUGUGUGGGGUGGGUAGCUU